Molecule: messenger RNA, 521 nt
Organism: Brassica oleracea var. oleracea
Lineage: Eukaryota; Viridiplantae; Streptophyta; Magnoliopsida; Brassicales; Brassicaceae
Product: bacteriocin microcin B17-like
Exons: 1
Coding region: 104-394 (96 amino acids)
Source: RefSeq, a predicted model, not a curated record
UUUUGCAUCAGUAUUCAUAAACAUUUGAAAGCAUAAGAUUGAUACAUUUCGCAUUGACAUAUAUCAAACAUCUCUCUGAUUGUGUUUGCUAUUCUAGAGCACGAUGUGUUGUCGAAUAUUAUGUUGUUGCUUCUGCCGCAAGAAGAAAAAGCCAAGAGAUGUGAAAAAGGGUAAAAAAGGAAAGAAAGAUGGAGGACUUGUUGUUGUGAAGCCGACUAAGCCUAAGAAACGUCGCAAUGAACCAGUAGAUGUAAGUGGAUGCGCAGACCUAUGCUGCUGCUUUGGCGGAGGUGGAGAUGGAGGAGGUGGAGACGGCGGCGGUGGAGAUGGUGGAGGUGGUGGUGGAUGUGGAGGCGGCGGUGGAGGUUGCGGAGGUGGAGGUGGAGGCGGUUAAUAGAUGAUAAUUCGGCAACUCUUUGUAAUGAUAAAUUCUUGUGUUUGUGGUUUAUUUAUUUUAUUAUAUGUAAUGUAAAAUUUAUUUUAACGUAAUGUAACAUAAUAUAUAAGGCAUCAUGUAUUUA